Molecule: messenger RNA, 1755 nt
Organism: Geosmithia morbida
Lineage: Eukaryota; Fungi; Ascomycota; Sordariomycetes; Hypocreales; Bionectriaceae
Exons: 3
Coding region: 1-1755 (584 amino acids)
Source: RefSeq, a predicted model, not a curated record
AUGUCCCGGUCAGCAGCUCCCGCCACGUCGCCCGACGCCGCCGCCGCCGCCGCCGCCAUGACGAAGCCCUUGCCUCACAGCCCGCUCACCGUCGGCCCUCGUGAUGGCGGCAGCCCUGGCCAUCAUCAGAUGCCCCCACCCCAGCAGGGACAAGACCAGCAAGACGGCCUUGCCUAUGGCCUCGAUGGAUCGCCACCGAUACUAGGCCUCACGAGGAGCCAUGACCACGACAGAGAAGAAGGGGACAGAAGGCAGCCUCCCCCUCCUACCCUGCCACCAGAGGAAUGCCGCGCCCCCGCCGCCGGUCCCAGCCUGCUGCGGCUCUGGCCGUCAUCUCAGAUCCCUGAGACGUGGCAGAGCAUCGAGACAUCACCACCGCCGCCGGCUUCGGGCCCAGCAGCGUCGCCCCCCACGCCCCCCACGCCAGCCCCGGCAGACGCCGCCAGCUCGCGCCGUUCCUCUACCGCCACCAGGAGACGCCUGCAGAAGCCGGCCCCGUCCUCCAUCGCCUCCUCGUCCAACCGAGCCUCACACGCCACCGGCUCCGCAGCCGCCCCCUCGCCCACGCUGGAAUGUGGAGGUGGGCCGGGUGGACCGACGCUAACGUCGACCCAGACAAGGGUCACCCCCGGUGACGUCGGCACCUGCCAGACCCCGGCUCAGCACCACCAGCCCUGCAUUCCCGACCUGGGCGAUUCAAAAUGGAGCCAAUACCUCGACUACACUGGGCUCGCCAACAACGACGGCAGCCAGGACCCCCACCAUCGCCCUCAUCCUCUACCCCUCCGACGUCAGACUUCCUCUGCCUCCUCAUCGCACCGGAAGACGCUGUCCAAGCGCGGCUUCCUCUCCCCGUCUCUCAAGAUCGGCCAGCUUGACGGGUCUGCCCCCCGAAGGAGGGAGAUCCGCGUCAUCAAGAAGAGAGCUAGCAUCGAGCUCAUAGCCGAGCAGUACCAGGCCGUCCUCGAGUCGAGAGACCGGAAAGAAGAGGAGGCAGCCGCCGCCGCCGGUGGUGAUCUGGAGUACCCUGACGGCAGUCGGCCUACAAUGACCGCAGACGGGCAGCAGAGGGGGCAGGACAGUACCACGCAAGAGAGCGGUCUUGCACUCGAGCGUCUGAAACCCACAUGCUUCGACGCCGCCCAGGACACGCCGCCCCAGGACGGACAGGAAGUCGUCUUUGACCUGCCCAUCCACGCCCCCGACGAGCCCGACCUGUCGCCGGCCUCGGACGGCACCUUCGUGGCCUUUGAAGAGGACGCCAUAUACUUCAAGCCCAUCUCCUUCUCCACCACACUAGAGCCCUCUCCGUCGCCCGAGCGGCAGAGCUUCGAGGAUGACAGGCCUCUUCCGCCGACGCCCACGUCCACGACGCACCACCAGCAUCGGCAGCAGCAGAGGUCGAGGGCGCAGUCGCAGUCCGACCCGGGGAGCGCUCUGCAGACGUGCAUUGCCAUGCUGGUCCGGGAACUGACGUCGGCCAUGCCGUCGCCGUCGCCGUCGCCGUCGCCGGCACUGCAGAUAGGUGCCAUGAUCGAGGCGUACGAGAGACUGCGCGACCAGACGGAGACGACGGCGUCGUCCGGCUUGAGUGACGUUGAGCAGAGGAACGUCCGCUCCAUGUUUGACUGCUGGCUUGCGGCGCUGCACACGAUGCACAGGUCUUUUACGCGGAAGAGUGACGAGUCGGAACGUCUUCAUCAUCAGGAAUUGAUGCCCGAGGGGAAUGGCCUUAGUAAGGCACGAAUUACGUAG